AUGAUCUGUUCAGACGAUGACGAGUUUCUGCCGGGGGCGGGAAUCGAACUCACGACCUUGUGCACCGGGGGCGGAUGCCUUAACCACUUGGCUAUCCAGAAGGUCUCCCUUAUAAGGCCCUCCAGGGAGCGUAUUGACUCUAUUAGCCAGAAAAUAGCCUGCCGGCACUACCUGUUAUAUGAAGAGACACCAAGGGAUGUUCGGCUGUAA
Protopolystoma xenopodis is the source of this 210-nucleotide messenger RNA. NCBI's taxonomy places the organism in Eukaryota, Metazoa, Platyhelminthes, Monogenea, Polystomatidea, Polystomatidae. The record is from the annotation of a GenBank genome assembly.